UCUCGGGCUGCGAGAUUCUCUUCGUUUCUUCUUACCUUGCGACAGUCUCCAGUCACGAUGAGCUUCGGCUGGAGUGUUGGCGAUGUUGUCAAAAUUGUGGAGCUAGCGAGAGAAGUCCGCAAGAGAUUUGUGGACGCACCCGGUCAAUACAAAGCUAUUGGCAACGACGUCAAGAAUCUUUCCCGUAUCAUUGAAGAGAUUGACGAUAUACUUCCGCAUCGGAGUCUGUCGGCGCAGCAAGAGAAGCAUCUUCGUGAGAGACAGCAAGUUUGCGAAGAUAUUUUAGGAGAGUUGCGAAUUAUAUUGAAUCAAAGCGCUUCCCUGGAAGGCUCUGACACUCGUCCAAAAGAUGGAAAGCUACGCGUGGUGUGGAAACGACUCCGUUGGAACCAGACGGAAAUCGAAAACCUACGCAAUCGACUUCAUUUCGGUAUAGAUGGCCUGAACCUUUUCAUGCAAAACGUCACGAGCGAAAAGAUCUUCGAGAUUGGGGACCACAUUAGCGAAAUCCACCGAAAAGAGCAGACUUUAGUAAAAGAGCAGAUGCGCCUAAGUGUCCUUGAGUCACUCUCCACAUUCGACCACGUCUCAACACAGCAGGAUGUAUCCAAGAAGCGGUAUCCGCAGACUGGCGAAUGGAUACUGGAAUCGAACGAUUUUGUGGACUUCAAGGCAGGCAAGAUGAAUACAUUGCUCUGCCAUGGAAUGCCAGGUGCUGGGAAAACAAUUAUAACUUCAAUUGUUGUUGAUCAUUUUAUUCAUAAAUGUAAGAAAGAUCAAUCUGUCGGCACUUGUUACUUCUACUUCCGAUACGAUUCAACCAAGGAACAAACCAUGGAGAUGGUGCUCGGCAGCCUUACGCGGCAAUUACUCGAAUGGCAAACCGAGAUACCAGACGACUUUAUAUCAUCCAUCGGAAGUCAAGCACAAGAUCCAAUUGCACCAUUUGGAAAAGAGGUGCAGUCUUUCCUCUUUGCGACGAAUACAUACUCAAAGGUAUUUGUUGUUCUCGACGCAUUAGACGAGUAUUAUGCGGGAGAUUCCAAUCGUGCUUUGAAAUUUCUAGGCUGGCUAACAGAAGUACAACGAAGAGCACCAAUACAGCUUUUUGUAACAACACGGGCGAACUCCGAGGUUAUUGCUCUACUUACUCCUUGCUUGCGAACCGAAAUCCGUGCACGCGACGAUGACGUUACCAUUUACAUCAACAGUAGGAUGUCGGAACUGCGAAAAAUCAGAGAUAAACCUGAUCUGCAAGCCGAAGUCGUACGGAAGGUAGUGCAGGUCACAGGCGGGAUGUUUCUCUUAGCUCGCUUGCAUAUGGACGCCCUCAGAGAACCUGUAACAUUGGGAAGUUUCAAAAAACGCUUGGCCAACCUACCCAAUGGCGCAAAGGGUCUUAAUGCUACCUAUGACGAAGCCAUGAGGAGAAUCGAUGCACAGGGGGACGAAAAACGACAUCUAGCCCGCCGAGUGCUCUCGUGGAUCGUAUACACUGAAUGGGUGCUCACCAUCAAUGAAUUGCUUGAUGUCAUUGCCAUUGCGUAUGACACAGACGCAUCGGAGUUUGACAAAGACAUGCGACCGGAUGUGGAAGAUAUCGAUUCGCUAUGCGCCGGACUUGUCACCGUGGACACAAACGCGAAGUACAUGCGACUUGUGCAUGAAACCACGCUGGAGUAUUUUACUAGUGUCAAUCCUAUCCCAGGAGCGCACAGUGAAAUCAUGAGAGUCUGCUUUUGCAUAUUAUCGUAUCCAAUAUCGCUUGAUGAUUACAGCGAUCGAUUUUGUACCAGAGCUAACGUAGACGACGAUGGUUUGUCCCCUUCGUUGUUCUCAUACGCAGGGCGUUUCUGGUAUACUCAUGCGCUAAAGGCUGGUGAUGUGUGGGACGAAGUGUUCCGUUUUCUACUCAACCCUGUGUCUGUCUCUAUUUGUAUGAGAAAGAAUCGCUUUUCGCCGUGGUCCACCACUUCGAGUGGUCUAGGGGUUCAUCUGACCGCAUAUCUCGGCCUUGACAAGCUGUUCGCACGCUUGCUGGAAAGCGGGCAGGCCUUUGAUGCAAGAGACGCUGAUGGCAGGACACCUCUCACAUACGCAUGCAUGUCCGGUUCGAUAUCAAUUGUACAGCCGUUGCUCGAUCAACACAUUUUGCCGACUUUAAGAGAAUCGCGGGCCUUUCAUGAACAACCUCCAGUCUCCGUGAGUAGACAUACAGAGAAAGAUAUUCUAUCAAACGUAUAUCAGGCUUUGAUAGAAGCUGCAUUGGAAGGACAUCUACCUGUAGUGAUGUCGUUAGCAGGGGUUGAGGGGUUCGAGGACUUUGUUCGGCAUGGGGAGUACAACCAGCUCGGUAACACUGACUUCUCGAUUGGUAAAUCGUACCAACAGGACCUGAUAUGCUGCGCAGCUAGCGGAGAUCACGUCGACACAGUAGAUUUCUUCCUAGGUGUUUGGGGCUCAUGGUAUGACAGCGCAUUUCCGAACUGGAUCAAGUCGACUAUUGUCCUCGCCAUUUCCUUGGGGAGUGUCGAGAGUUUGAAGUUGCUGAUCGAGCGAACAAUGCAGUAUCCCAGUAUCCAAGAGGCAUUACAUGAGUUGUCUGAAAAGACAGAGAAACUGAGUACAACGUUGCAGUUGAUUCAGUACAACGAGUUCGCCAUGUUAGAGAUCUUAUCUCAUUGCUUUAUGGAGAUCGAGGGUUGGACAACAUCGCAAUCCGGAAUUGCCUUCUUCAACAGGGUGGUAGACACCGGUCACCUCGCGCUCGUCCAGCAGUUCAUCAGACAUAGCCACACUAUACCAAAGAUCAAGCCGUCUUCCCGCAAGUUCUUCGAUGCCAUACUGCAGGUCAAAGCGAGCGAGGAUGGGAAAGAGCUUCUGGAUUCGUUGUUUUCCACAUUGGACAUUGAUCCGCAUGCUGUACUACCUCAACAGAGAGAGAGCGUCACACUUUUGGAAGCAGCGAUUCUCGAAGGCAACUCGGCCCUAUUUCAGAAAAUAGCAGCUGUUUCUGAUCUCGGUAUCAGUGGGGUGGACAACUGGAAGAUGCUAACCGCCGCGAUGAGAGCUGGAGACAAAUUCGACAAGGAGUUCACCAGCCAUCUACCCCCUACCCACAUCAAGGAGCCCGGCGUUCAGAUGGUAGCCGACAUUCUCAGCGAACAUUAUGGCGUCUCAUUACUUUCGCGCAACGAAUACGGCGCCACACCGCUCAUGUGGGCAGUCUCAGAAGGCCUCAACUACGUCGGAUUCCUCCAUAAGCAGCGCAGAGUCAACAUCAACGCGCGCGACGCAAAAGGCCGCACAGCCCUCAUGUACGCCUCGCACGUCUACACCAAGCUCUUCCCGACCUUGUAUACCACCUUCUCCAUAACCACCACGCCGCUCUUCUCCCUCCUAGACCUUCCCUCCAUCGAUGCAACCACGACAGACAACGAAGGCCGCACCGCGCUGUGGUGGGCCAUUUCCGGUCUCGAGUACGUGGUCAAAUCACGCGUCUGGGACCUCAAGCGCGACCUCAUGGCGCAGGAAGAAGCCAUCGCUUUGCUCCUCGAUAAAGCGUCCCUCACGCCCGACCCCAGGGCCGUCGAGCUCGCGCGCGACAAGUACAGAGAGUAUAGCGGCGCGUUGAAUCGUAUGGUCAAGCUGUCUGAGAUUCAUAGGCUGUACGUCGUGGAUUCGUAUCAGAGGGUUAGGGAGGCGCUGGUGAGGAGGAGCGCGGUAAAGUUGGGGGGGUUGCCGCCGGUGCCGGGGAAGUCGUUGGGAAAGGUGGCUUCUGUGGUUGAGGGUGGGGGGAAUGAUGAGCAGCAGCAGCAGGAGGAGGAUGGAUCUGGGGUCGAGACGCCCAAGGCCGAGUCUUUUCGCUUUUGA
Molecule: messenger RNA, 3873 nt
Organism: Periconia digitata
Lineage: Eukaryota; Fungi; Ascomycota; Dothideomycetes; Pleosporales; Periconiaceae
Source: the annotation of a GenBank genome assembly